Lingula anatina is the source of this 12144-nucleotide messenger RNA. RefSeq names its product serine/threonine-protein kinase SMG1. Gene Ontology annotation, biological process: nuclear-transcribed mRNA catabolic process, nonsense-mediated decay; phosphorylation. Gene Ontology annotation, molecular function: protein binding; protein serine/threonine kinase activity. Gene Ontology annotation, cellular component: nucleus. The record is from RefSeq and is a predicted model, not a curated record. Lineage: Eukaryota; Metazoa; Brachiopoda; Lingulata; Lingulida; Lingulidae.
CCUGGAUUAUGGCGCUUGAUGCCAAAUAUGUGAGAGCUAAAAUAUUUUGUUAUUUAUGGUAUUUACACUAGGUUAUGAGCCAAAGAUCGACAGGAGGUCGAUCUAGACGGCCCGAAAGAAUCUUUCAGGCUUCAACAUCAAGAUCUCCUGAGAAAAGAGUCAGAGGCGACGUCAAAGAAAGUGAAACAGAAACGGGGGGCAAAACACCGUCGUCACUGGCAGUCGGAUCGAAAGAAGGCUACAGAAAUGCAAGAGAUUCAAAAGCCAACAGUAGACCCAGACGAAAUGAUGUACAAGAUGGACGAGACAGAAGUGGUGGAAAAAAGACUGGUGCUAGAGCCGAAGGAACUGAGUCAAAGUCCUACUCUAGUGAAACGCUGAACAAAUAUGGCUAUCAGGGGUUUUCCCAAGAGUAUGUGAAUUCCGAUAUGAAAAGGCCACCAGAUUUGAAAGGAUUUUCAGAUGAAUCUCGACUGUCAAAGUUAGUAAGAAGAAUUUACAGAGAGGUGGAUAGAGAUCCUAGGGUAAAGGCCAUUGAACAGUUAUGGGACUAUUUACUUUUGCCAGAAAGUGGAAAGAUUGUGACAAGGCAGUCGGACAACUUGCUUGUGGUCCUUUAUGAAAUAUGCUCUGAAAAGACAUACAAAGAAGUGAAAGAGGAAGCAGCAAAAUGCAUGGGUGUUUUAGGCAGUGUGAUGGGUCUAGAUGUCCCAAGAUACUUUAACUGGAUCUUCACCAAGUUAACGUAUACAGAGAAUGAGGAUGUCAAGGUGCUGUUGCUGACAGCUCUGUUAGAGACACUGAAGCAUGAUGACAGAAAUCGGUUACACGACCAUAUGCCGAAUUUGAUGACCAACAUUCAAACAGUCCUUGAGAAUGCUGACACACCAGAAAUGUUGGUAGCAGUAGUUGAUGUGAUUAUUCACGUGACAAAACACUAUCUACAUGUUUUUUCAUCACACUUUAGGGAUACCGUGGACAUCUUAGUUGGCUGGCAUAUUGACUCUACACAAAAAGAAAAUGUCACACAGUAUACAUCUGAAGCACUUAUCAGUUUCCAGCCAUUUUGGAUAAAUGACAAGGACUUCUCUUUCACUUUACUUGGACAGUUCAUAGAGGACAUAGAGGCAUAUUCUGAUGAUCUCCAUCUUAUUGUCACCAAGCAAGUGAGUAAGGAUGAUGACCUGCCCACUGAGGAGGAGUGUCUGGCCAAAAUUGCUGCACUUUUGAGGGUGUUUACAACAGUCUUAAAGUGUCUUGGAACUUCCCUAACUCCUGCAGUUGCUGCUGUUUUGACGUUUGAGUAUCUGACAGAGAUUGUCACAAGGAUAACAAAGAGCAUUGAAACAACUUUGGAAGGUGGAUUCAAUGAACCCAUUGUACAAGCUGCUAAUUGGUGUUUAGAGCUUUUGGUGGGACAUCUCAAUGGCAGUGCAGCCCAGUGUAGUGACACCCUGCUGCCCUUCAUUGAAGUUCAGCUUCAGAAACAAGAAGUCUGCAGUGAUCGAUAUUGGAUAUCUUUGCUUGCCUUGAUACAGAAAGUUGUAGAGCAGAUUUCUGGAAAAGUGCCCCUGUCUUUCAUUGGCAAGUUCCUCAAGUCCGAUUCAACUCUUGGAAGGCUCAAGUUCUCCACCUGUGAUCAGGUGUUGAUGCAGUUUAUGUCAUUAUAUCACACAGUGCUGUCAUUGAAGAGUGUACCAUUAUUGGAGGAGGCAUACAGAUACUUGCUUGGGGACCUGGAAGUUGCCCUGAAUUGUUUGAUGGAAAAAUCUGGUUUUGAAUUGGAACCUCUUGUAAUGGCAAACCCGAACAGUGAAACUGUGUACAAUAACAAACAGGCGGAAGCAGUUGUCAUCUUCAAUCUUUGUGCUUUGUCAGAAGUUGGGAACAAUAAGAGUAAUUUAGUAGCUAUGUGGGCCUUGAUUCCCAGUCUGUUUGAUUUAUUUACCAAGAACCUGAGAGUUGCUUCCUCAGUUUUAGGAAUUCGCUACUCUGCAGUGCAGUAUGCUAUGGUCUAUACGCUGUAUUCACACUGUUCAAGACAUGGUCACUUCAUCUCUACCAGUCAGUUGAUUACCCAGAAUGCAAGUUCUAUCAUGGCCAGUCUUAGUCAGACCAGCAUUGGUCACUUGGCCAGCAUACUGAGUUAUCUGGCUGAGUUGUUGGAAAGUGACAAAACUCAAACCGAUACACUGCACAUCUGCUUGAAAUGGAGUGCAGAAAUCAUAGAAGGAACCCAGUCCACUCAGCUCAUCUAUGAAAGUGAAGAAUUCCUCAAACUUUUGCAAGCACUGAUCAUUCUUGGCUACCACAAAGAAAAACAGAUUACCACAGCAGCAUGCCAUUGUCUUCAGAGUGUGCUGAAACUGACCACUUCUUUCCCAGAUAACUUUAUUGACAGGUGCAUUGACCUCUGCCUAGUCCACAUGAGUGAUGGUGAUGCAGCAAUAAGAAAGGAAUACUUUGGGCUGUUUAGGUUGUUGCCAGUUAAUACAACAAUAAGCUAUGAAGGAGAACCCAGGAAGCCAUCUUGUAGUCAGGACCUGCAAAAUAACUGGCUGGGAAGGAGGGCCCAUCUCAUGAGACCUCCACAGGGAACAUUUCAAGCCCACAACUUCAAAAAUGUCAUGGGCUUCUUGCUGUAUAAACACAUGCCAAAUGAUUACAUGACAAGGAGUUGGUUGGAGAGGGUUUUCUACAGCUCACAAAGAAGACCUAGACAGGGAUCCAGUAGUCAGGAAUGGGUGGAGAUGUCUUCUAUGGCUGACAACAAUGAUGCCGUGUUGUGGUUCUGGUCCAUGUGGGAGGCUGCCCAGUACUUUAUAGUCUCCAGGCUCAGAACACCUCUAGGGAAACCUAAUGAGACCUUCAUGGCAGUGGAGGAGGCCCUCAAGAUGUAUAUAAAUGAGCUGAAACAGAAGGAUGAUAAUGAACAUCACCUUGCCAACGGGAACCAAUGUGAGAAUGAUACUUGCUAUAUUGACCACUUGAGAGCCAGUCUACUGCUUCAAUUCAUGGAAAACCUGGAGAAACUGCUUUAUAGUGCUUAUGAGGGAUGUGCUGUUGCCAUAGCAACACCUCCUAAGGCUGCCAGAACAUUCUUCAGAACAAAUAAGAAUACCUGUAUAGAAUGGCUCCACAGGAACAGACUGAAUGUGAUGCAGUUGGCACUACACGCUGGGAAACCUGCCAUGGCAGUUAGGCAAGGCUUUGAGUUGUUGUACGAGAUGAGAGCAGCAAAUAGAAUAAGGACUGCCGACUUGGAAGAGAUUCUGAUGUAUUUGGUGAGGGCUCUAGGUGACCUUCAGAGUCCCGAGGCUGUGCAGGGACUGUAUACAUGGUGCAAAGAACAGAUCAACAAGAAAAUGUCUUGGCUGAAAGCCAUUGUGGAGAAGGUUGCUGGAAGAUAUGAAAUGGCCGCCAGCAACUUGACAACUGUAUUAAAGAACUACUUGGCCCAGGAGAGCCAGAGUGAAGAGAGAUCUGGGAACAGUUCCUCUGGGGAUUCCCCUCCCAACAGCCCUAAAUCAUCAGUGAAUGUGGAGGUCCUGGUGCGGAAGUCCAUCCUGCCCAAACCCACAGAGACCUCCCCAGACCUGGCGGGCUUCAUUGCUGAACAGGUGACAGAGUGUUACAUGAACCUGAACGACUGGGAAGAAGUUCUAAAGUGGCAGCAGUCUGUGCAGGAAUUGAGGACAGAAAACGGAGGAACAUCUGGACAGAAACUGCUUUCAGAUGCCUUGGACCUGAAUUAUGUCAAAGCCCUGGCCAGCUUUGACGAGUUUGACUUUACUAGUGUUAAGCAACAUCUGGACCUAGUUCCUGGAGCAUCAGUUGAGGAUGAUGAUGCCGAAUUCUUGGAUCUAGAUCUGAGAUGGGACCAGACAGCAAUUUUGGAGGCCAUACAGCUUCAGUUUCUGAAGGCCACGACCCUGGUCAAAACAGGCAGUAGUGAACAGCUAACUGACUUGAUGAAGCUGUUGGAGCAGUGUGGAACUUUGAGUGAAGAUGUGUUGAGGAUCAACUGUAUGGAAUGGCCUGCCAGGUUGUCCCCAGAGGCUUUAUUGAUGUCACAUAGUUCUGAAAGGUUCAAGCAGUGGGUGAAUGGAGAGAACAAGAAGUUUUCUACAUUGCCCAUGACCAAGGAUGUAAAGGUGAAUGCAGAUGAAGACAAUGUUUCAGUGUACAAUCAGCUGUGUAGAAUUACUGCCCUGCAGCUUCAGUUCAAUGUAUACAGUGAUCCAGAAUUUUCAUCCCAGCUGUCACAACUUCAACAACUUCAACUGUCACAACUUCAACUUGCCACUGCCAGGCUGGCCAGGAAACAGAUGAACUUCAACCUGGCAGAAAAAUUCCUCAUUAAAGACAUGCACUCUGUGUUGCCAGAGGACGAUACGGCCAAGGAACAUUCAGUCUUAGAGACACUGGCCAAAGUCCAGCAGCGCAAUGGGGACAUAGAUGAACAUCAUUUGUUGUUACUGGAGAGAGAGACGUCCAAGUGGCUCCAUGCUAACUCCCAGGUUCAGGAGGCCCUGGAUGUGACCAGUAACAGUAUACUAGCACACUGGGAAACUGAGGCUGGAGAGAAUACUGUGGAGCUUGUUUCAAGGUCAUUGUUGAGUUUUGGCAACUGGCUUCAGUCGGAUCAAAAGACAUUUGCCUCACUGAUCUCCCAGCUGAAGAUGAGUGGGCAGGGGGAUGACAUUGCUGUGUCAAGGCUGGCCUCCAAUCUCAAGACCCUGAUCGACAUAGAGAGCAGUAUAAAUGAUGAUACAGAUAUUGAUGAAAGACUGUGGGAGCACCCAGUAAUUCCAGAGACUGACAUGGCCCUGGGGCGCCUGUUGCACCUGAGUACAGGGCAGUGCCCCUCCCUGGCCAAGAGCUGGUUUGCCUUUGCUGGCUGGUGCUACAGGUGGGGCAGAAAAGUUGUAGACACUGCUAGCCAUGGCACUGUUGAAUUAUUGCCUAGAGAAAAAGAACAGAUUUUGUCCAUUCUUCCAAAAGGAAUUAACAAGGAAGACACAGACAACAUUCUGAGUACAAUGAGUAAAGUCCACACUGGUAUUAGUAGUGAAGAAGACAUCAGUGAUCAGGACCAGUCUUUGUAUGAUGAUGGCACUGAGACAACUAGAAGACAGUUACUGAGUGGCUGCAUGGCUCUCCAGAUAGCCAGUGAUGACUGCAUAGAACAGCUGCUCAAUGUGUGGAGAGGGAUAGUACACAGAAUCUACCACUACUAUCAGCUGUCUGCUAAGGCUUACUUCACAUACAUCAAGCUGAAUUCUGGGUAUGACACAGACAGCAAUGAAGAUGGUAACAUCACAGCCACCUUGAGACUACUGAGACUGCUGGUGAAACAUGCCUGGGAAUUGAGAGACAUCCUGGAGGAUGGACUGGCACAGACACCUAGUGCUCCUUGGAAAGGCAUCAUUCCUCAGUUGUUCUCAAGACUGAAUCACCCUGAGAGUUAUGUGCGUCAGAGUGUGUCAGACCUGCUGUGUCGCCUUGCACAGGAUGCUCCACAUCUCAUUGUCUACCCUGCAGUUGUAGGGUGCACUUCUAUUCAGAGAGACAAGAACAGCACUACCAGAGACAGUAUGCUACAGCGUUACCUGUCAGCCCAGGAGGAGGAGGCAGAAGGAGACCAGGAGAAUGAGGAGCUGGAGGAGACUGAAGAUGAACAUAAUAAAAUGUUGCUACAGGAUUACCUGUCUGCUCUGGUAGAUACACUGUCACAUUACAAUCCAAGAAUGAUAUCAGAAGUGCAGCUGUUUGUCCAGGAGCUGCGUAGAAUCACUGUUCUUUGGGAUGAGCUGUGGCUGGGCAGCCUGAACCAGCAUCACCCCGAUGUCAGCAAGAGAAUCACACAGCUGGAUAACGAGAUCAGGAAAGUGAUGAAUAACUCUUCCCUGUCCAAAGAGGAGAAAGAAGUCAUUGUGAAGGAGAAACAUAACAUUGUGUUCAAGCCUGCUGUCUACACAUUUGAGCGUCUGCGUGAGCUAACCUCCCAGCCUGCGGAGACCCCCAAUGAACAGUGGUUCCAGCAGACAUAUGGGAAGACCAUUGAUGAUGCACUGGAACGGUUGAAGAACCCUCCAAAUCCAAGCAGCCCCAGCAGCAGCUGGCAGCUCUUCAAACAGCUGCAUCACAGCUUACAGCAGCGUGCACAGAAGAGAAGCAGUUUGCUCCUGAAGAUAGACGAGAUCAGUACAAAGUUGUCAGAGUUAAAGAGCACUGUGAUUGCCAUGCCUGGACUCAGUGGGACUGGUCAGGUUGUCACUAUUGAUUCAAUAUACAACACUGCCCAGAUACUGCCUACCAAGACCAAGCCUAAGAAGAUGAUCUUUAUUGGCUCGGAUGGCAGGAAGUACCCAUAUCUGUUCAAAGGUCUUGAGGAUCUACACUUAGAUGAGAGAAUUAUGCAGUUCUUGACCAUUGUAAAUAACAUGUUUGCCAAGUCAGACAAGGGCAAAAAGAAGAAGCACUGUGCGCGUUACUACUCUGUGACCCCCCUGGGUCCCCGUUCUGGUCUAAUCCAGUGGGUAGAUGGAGCCACCCCCUUGUUUGGUCUCUAUAAAAGAUGGCAACAGAGAGAGGCAGUGGCACAGACUUUGAAAAUUCAUGGACAGCAAGCACAGCAAAACCCUAGUAUUCCAAGACCAAGUGAGGUUUACUACAGAAAGCUUACACCAAUGUUGAGAGAAAAGGGUGUAAGUAACCUAGAGGUCAGGAAGGAGUGGCCACUGUCUGUACAGAGACAAGUGUUGGAAGAACUGAUGAAGGAGACUCCAGCAGAUCUGCUAGCUAGGGAGUUAUGGUGUAGUAGUACUAGUUGUCAGGAGUGGUGGCAGGUGACCCAGACCUAUGCUAGGUCCACAGCUGUCAUGUCCAUGAUAGGGUACAUUAUUGGCCUCGGAGACAGACAUCUGGACAAUGUGCUGGUUGACUUGACCUCUGGGGAGGUUGUUCAUAUUGACUAUAAUGUGUGUUUUGAAAAAGGAAAGAGCCUCAGAGUACCAGAGAAAGUUCCAUUUAGACUGACCCAAAACAUUGAGACUGCUUUUGGAGUGACUGGGGUAGAGGGCACCUUUAGAAUUUCAUGUGAGCAUGUGGUCAAGGUGAUGAGGAAGGGGAGAGAAACCCUCCUGACUCUUUUGGAAGCCUUCGUGUAUGACCCGCUGGUGGACUGGACCACUGGGAAUGAGGGCGGCUACACUGGCGCCUUCUACGGUGGAGGACAGAGUGAACUGGGGAUGGACGCCCAGCAGAGCAAGAAGGACAUGGAGAGAGAGAUAGCACAGAGUAUGUUCUCCGUGAGAGUGGUGGAGAUGAAAGCAGCUUGGAACAAGAACAGAGAGGAGUUAGAGAGCUGCCUGCCCAAAGUUCUUGAAGUUGUCCAGUCUCACCUGAAGUCUGAUCAGGACCUGAUGGCAGCCAUGAGUUCACUGGCAAAACUGAAAGCACAGAAAGGAAUGCUGCAGGAGGCCAAGAACAACACCAAACAUGAUAUAUACUCGCUGCCGGCAAGAUAUGAAGAGCACAUGGUCCUGAAGGCCACUAGGACAGCUGUAGAGGAGGCUGUACAGGAGAAGAUGAAUGACUGUGAGAGCUGGCAGAAAUUACAUGAGUAUGCCUUGUACAUUGUCCAGGGCCAGAAACUUCAGCAGAUGUGUGGAGACAUAGGCCAGCCCCUCAGUUUACCAGUACCCAGCUAUGUCACUGCUAUUGAAUUCCUCCAGGGGGCAGGGCAGUCACAGGCUGUGGACCAGUGUGAACAACUGGAAGGAGAGCUUUCCAACAUGUUACUUCAGAGAAGAGCAGUUAUUGGCAGCUGUCUGGAUGUGCUCCAUACAUAUGCUACCAUAGUAAACCAGUACCCAAGGGCGUACAUCAAGCAGAACAGAAGUUACAGUUACCAGGCUUGGUUACAGGAACUUAUCUGUGACUUCACAUCAGAAAAAUGUAAAGAGAUCCGAGAGAUGUUUGAGGCAGACUAUCGUCCUGACCCUACAGUGAUCCAAGCCUGCAUCCAAGCUGUCACCAUUACUGAAAACAAACUGCAGAUGAUGGUGCAGGAAGCCAACAACAGGCUCAUCAAGUUGAUAGAACGCCGUAAUAUGGAGACCAUAGAUACCUCUGUCCUAGGCAUCCAUGUGCAAGAGACGUCCACCAACAUCCAACAGUUUCUACAGGAGAAUGGUACAGAGGGCAUCACCAGCAUGUCCAGUGUGAUUGUGACAGCAUUGUGCUCACUGAACAAGCGUUAUCUGGUGAUGGAAGGAGCUGCAGCAGCUGCUGGAGAUCGCCUGAUGGACCUGACAUCUCGAGAUGGGGACUGGUUCCUGGAUGAACUGUGUAGUAUGAGUGGGAAUGUAAACCAGCUGCUUUACCUACUGCAAGACAUGGCCCAGGAUUUGUUAAGAGAAAUGACUAUGCUGAGUCACACCAUGCAGACAGUGAGAGCUACACACAAUGUAUACAUAGCUUUGCAGGACCUGAAUGUGAACUUCAAAAGCAUCAUUCUACCAGAGAGUCUGAAGACUAUCCAGGCCACAGAUAAGUCUGUGAUCAGUGUGUUGGACCAGCUGGACUCCCUGGUAGAGGAGUGUGGCACCCCUCUCUCUGGACUACUGAAACAACUGGAGGGCCAGCUCAGGAACAGGAUCAUGGGCAUGCAGGACCAAGAUGACAGUGAGUGCAUUACAGUGGUCAGACAGUUGAGGUUGAAAUUUGAUGAAUUAAUCCGAGGCUCAGACACAAGUGACCUGACCCCUGGGCAGAUGUUGUUAAUGGGAUUUAAUGGCCUUUUCACCAGACUGGACAGUGACUUUUCUGACCUCCUGGAAGCCUUUAACUCCAUCCAGCUGCCUGAUGUCUGGAGGAAAGUGGAUGUGAUAAGAGAGGCUAAGUCUUUACAGUUGAACGUGUUCAAGGAGGACACUUUGGCUCUGAUGUCUGACAUUUUCUUUGUCAAACGUGUCCAAGCCAUGCUAGAGUUCUUUGACCUAUGCCAGCAGCUGGCAACAACACUACAAGAUCCCCAUGGUGGAGAAGUCUUUGAUGAUGAACAGUUGGCAAAGCCUGUUAAAAGGUUCAUAGCAGACUUUGUCAGGAAACAGCUGAUUGGUCUGCCUUCCCAGACCCUUGGCUACAGUCUGUGCACCUAUAUAAAUGCCCUGGGAGUGGACGUGACAGCAGAAAUAGAACUAAAGGACAUAGGAGCAUCAUCUAAGGUUUCUAUUGAAGACCUGUGUAAGAAGACAGUGGAUAUGGGGCUGAAGAAUGGCUACUUCUUACCCAUGUUACUCACCGAGGCCAGUGCUCUGACCAGUAGCCAUGAUUCAGCUUGGAGAAAACAGGAUCUUGCAAAGAGGCUGGACUCCAACAUCUUGCUCCUGCGGGGCAACCUUCAGCGGACCCAGCUUCAGUUAGCCCGGUACCAGUGGCUGCAUGAGGACCUGUUCACCCAGGCUGGGCGACCCCUCAACCAGAUGGCCAUGCCACUCAGGGCUAGCAUCAUGUCCGAUAUGAGAAAGAGCAUGCAAGCCCUGGUUGGCAGUGAGAGUGGUGUGACCAGCAUACAGGAGAAGUAUGUCCAGGUGGAGGCCAGUAUUAGUCAGAGACUCAGGUGGGCAGCAGGAGCUAACCCAUCUCUUAACCAGGUGCUGCAGGACUUUGAUGAGGCUCAGAACAGGAGGAGCACUCUUAUUCAGAGUGAGAGUUGCCUGGCCAAUGAAGUGAGCAAGCUCUGUAACGCCAUUCUUCACUGUGAGGCCAUGAGAACUCGCACUCCUGAGGCUCUGUCAUCUGACAAUAACUUUGUCACUCUUUUAACGAGAUGUGAGGAAUGCUGUGUGAUGACAGAAUCUUGCGAGAGCACUGUGACUGAAAUUGAAGAAAAACUCAUGGAAGAUAAGCCAAUAAAGUCCAGCCAGGGUAUUGACUUGGACUGGAUUAGAUCUGCCUUGGAGUUUGUCAACAAAGAAAUCUCCAAUCUUGGCGGGAAGUUGAACAAGUUGAAAUCUGCCACAGAAGCUACCAAGGAAUUGGUAAGAGGGGAGUUGUCUGCUGUGAAAGCUUGCCUAGGAACACACCACAAGCUUAUGUCAGAUGUGCGCUCAAUAUUGAAAUCACUGGCAAAGUAUGAAGAACAGGAUUUUGGCCCUGAUAUCAAUCCAGAUGGGAUUAGAGACUACAUGAACAAGUACAAGAGUUUCAUUGAAAAUUUUAACUCGCUGCUGAAAUGUGCCUCUUUGGAAGAUAUAACUGAAGAGGUUGUAGAGGAGAUAGAGGCCACUCAUGAUACUCUGGAGGAGAUUAUCCCAGGGAUAUUUGAUGAAUUGAUUAAGUUUGCCACACCACUGAAUAUCCAACGAGGUGUAAAUGAAGAAAAUUCACCAACUUUGAGCUUUGCUACAGCUCUGAAGAAGCAGGUAGAAGAGCCUCCUAUGCUGGUGAGAAAGCCAUCUUUACUGAGCCAUAAGUCUGAGCUGACUGGCACUCCACCCACUAGCCAGUCAGGAAGUAGCAAAAACCCAGUACCUCGUAAACAGGAAAGGGUUUCAAGGGACCCAAGAACUGGAAAAGCUGUGCAAGAACGCAACUCCUUUGCCGUAAGUGUAUGGCGAAGAGUAAAAAUGAAAUUGGAUGGGAGAGACCCUGACCAAAACAAGAGGUUGUCAGUAGCUGAACAGUAUGAAGAACAGGAUUUUGGCCCUGAUAUUAAUCCAGAUGGGAUUAGAGACUACAUGAACAAGUACAAGAGUUUCAUUGAAAAUUUUAACUCGCUGCUGAAAUGUGCCUCUUUGGAAGAUAUAACUGAAGAGGUUGUAGAGGAGAUAGAGGCCACUCAUGAUACUCUGGAGGAGAUUAUCCCAGGGAUAUUUGAUGAAUUGAUUAAGUUUGCCACCCCACUGAAUAUCCAACGAGGUGUAAAUGAAGAAAAUUCACCAACUUUGAGCUUUGCUACAGCUCUGAAGAAGCAGGUAGAAGAGCCUCCUAUGCUGGUGAGAAAGCCAUCUUUACUGAGCCAUAAGUCUGAGCUGACUGGCACUCCACCCACUAGCCAGUCAGGAAGUGGCAAAAGACCUUGGUCAUUCAUUUUUUUAAAAGACCCAGUACCUCGUAAACAGGAAAGGGUUUCAAGGGACCCAAGAACUGGAAAAGCUGUGCAAGAACGCAACUCCUUUGCUGUAAGUGUAUGGCGAAGAGUAAAAAUGAAAUUGGAUGGGAGAGACCCUGACCAAAACAAGAGGUUGUCAGUAGCUGAACAGGUUGACUUUGUCAUCAAAGAGGCUACGAACCUGGACAACCUAGCAGUAAUGUACGAAGGUUGGACAUCCUGGGUUUGAAUCGACCAAUCAGAAGAGAGAUAACAUGGCUCUUAUCCCAUCCAUCCUACAGAAACCCACAGAGAAUCUCGACAGACGAACUCUCGUUGCUGAGAUACAUGGGGACUGUAGUGUACUACAGUACAGAAAGAAGAGUACAACCACCAUACAAAAAAAAAAGAGAAGGCACACCAAAACACUCUCAUCGGCCCGGCCGGAGGGCCAUUUUAACAACAGAGAGAUUCCUUUCAUUGGUGUGGAAGGUUUAACUGAGAAAUGAACUGAGAAAAGGCAUGUCUAUGAAACAUUGCCUGUGCAGAAAGAAAUAUCAUCUGUGAGAUCAGAUAUUAAUUUGAGAAGAAGAUUAAAAUGAAAAUGUAACAAAAGAGACUAUCUAUGUUUAAAAAGAUAGCCACAAGAGCAAUUAUCGCUUUAAGGAGAAAAAUGAAGAUGUUAAUGGACAAACGUUACCAAGUGAAAGAUCGCACUGUUGAAAUGAAAAUUGAGGAGUGAGAGAGAUGUAUUCAUCUGUUUCAACUUUAAAUGAACUUUAACUCGUGCAGGUGGCAUAUAAUUUUGCAGGAAUGAUUAUUUGGAAAAAUCAAGGUGACAGGAGUUUUUGAUUUAAGCAUAAUGCUUGGUAUAUUUAUGUGUAUGUUUUGGUGUCUUUAUGGAAUUAUUAGUCGCAUAUUAAGAUAUUAACAAUUUCAACAUAAAAAUGUAAUCCUGUCUUGUAUACAUUACAUAGUUUGUUAACUGCAGUAUAUAAGCGCUUUGUUUGCCACAUCGUUUAAAAGACCAAAAAAAAAAAAAA